AUGGUCGUCAAUGUUUUCAUCUCUGCGGUUACAACCGAUAAUUUGAGUCGAAAGGAAGCAAUUGCUUGGGUCAAUGAUACCUUGAAGACUCAUCUGACCAAAGUGGAAGAAAUGUCAACUGGGGCAUGCUAUUGUCAAUUGACGCACUAUCUCUUCCGGGAUGGAAUCAACCUUAAAAAGGUUAAAUUUAAUCCACGAAAUGAACCAGAAAUUCUCGCAAAUUGGAAAUUGCUCACAACCUCGUGGAAGACAUUAGGAAUAGACAAGCCUGUUGAUGUCGAGAAAUUGAAAAAGGGCAAGUUCCAGGACAACAUGGAGUUUCUGCAGUGGUUUUUUAAGUUCUUCAAUGCCAAUCUUGGACAGGAGGAUCCAAACUAUGAUCCCGUAGCUGCUCGAGGUGGAGAAGAAAUUCCUGCCUUGAAGGGAUCAAUCGGAGGUCCAGCACGACCUGCUCCAGCUGCUAGGCCAGCUGCUGUUACUCGUAUUACUCGUCCAGCUCAAGCCGCUUCUCCCGCAACGCGGAUUACCCCGAAAGCACAAAAUGUGCUACAGCCUUCUGCGCAGCCAAAUAAUUCCGCGUUGCUCGCUGAAAUCGAUGAAUUGCGGAAGUUGUUGAAGGAAAAAGAAACUGAGAUAGCUGACUGGAUGGAGAGCUCGCAAGAUAUGGAACAAGAACGCGACGCCUAUUAUGGUAUUCUUAGAAAAGUUGAAGAUUUGGUGAAUGAAACCGAAAAAGUCGGUAGUACAUCAAUUUCGCUAGACAGUAUCAAGGAUGUUCUUUUCUCGGUAACCCGUAUGUAUUUUUCAAUCGAGCAACAACUUCAAAAGCUGGUUCAACGUCUUGCUAUAAUUCCGAAACUUGUCGGAUAUCUCUGGGAAGGAUUGAUGACGAAGAAAGUUGUCGAGUUCGUCAAAUCAUUCAUGAUUCGGUUUCGGAGGAAACGAAAAGCUCAUGGCGAAGUUAUCGCGAUUUCAUAG
Messenger RNA from Caenorhabditis bovis, 978 nucleotides. The record is from the annotation of a GenBank genome assembly. Lineage: Eukaryota; Metazoa; Nematoda; Chromadorea; Rhabditida; Rhabditidae.